This is a messenger RNA of Annulohypoxylon truncatum, 988 nucleotides long. Its product is annotated as glycine cleavage system H protein-like protein. The transcript has 3 exons. Gene Ontology annotation, biological process: glycine decarboxylation via glycine cleavage system; protein lipoylation. Lineage: Eukaryota; Fungi; Ascomycota; Sordariomycetes; Xylariales; Hypoxylaceae. The record is from RefSeq and is a predicted model, not a curated record. Gene Ontology annotation, cellular component: mitochondrion; glycine cleavage complex; cytoplasm. Bases 296 to 829 code for a protein of 177 amino acids.
GGCCAAACCUGCCACCGGGUUCUGCCGGGUGCUCCUACGACACGCACUGUCUAACUCCCUGCCAAAUACACAAUGAAAUACAGUGCGAAUCCAUUCAUCGGGCAACUUUUCGGCCUCGAGCUCUAGAAAAUCGUACCAGUCUUAACAAUUCAUGUAUCUACGGAAUAGUGGUAUCAUAGAUACGAUAUCAGUCGCACACACACAGCUUUGAGAGAAAAGCUUCACCGAAACUACCAUCUAUCAAAAUCCUCCCUCCUCUAACGCCUCCCGCACCACCACCUCUCUACUCUAAAUCAUGGCAUCAAUCGCACGAUGCCUCCGGGCAGCUCGACCGUCGACACUCUCUCGACUAGCACAGACAACGCCCCUCACACGAUCCAAUUGGCAACCGGCAUCGCUGCGAGCAUUCUCUGCCUCAUCGAUAAGAGAGAUCCGCAAGUACACAAAGGACCACGAGUGGAUCGACCUGAACACGAACAAGAAGGAGGGCGUGAUCGGCAUCUCGGAGUACGCGGCCGAAGAGCUGGGCGACGUCGUGUAUGUUGAGCUGCCCGAGGAGGGCAAGGAGGUCAGCGCGGGCGACGCCAUCGGCGCCGUCGAGUCCGUUAAAAGUGCCGCCGACAUCAACUCCCCUAUCGCCUGCAAGAUUACCGGCAUCAAUUUUGCUCUGGAGGAGAAGCCCGGCACCAUCAACCAGGUGCCCGAGGACGACUCGGCUGGUGGUGGCUGGAUCGCGAAGGUCUCCGUCAAUGAACAGGGCAUCAAGGACUUUGAGGCUCUCAUGGACCUCGAAGAGUACAAGGCGUUCACCGGCGCCGAGGAACAUUAAACUCGAGACAACUUUUACGAGGUGUUAUGAAGUGUUGAGAGUACGAAGUGCAUAGUAGGUGUUCAUCGGAAAUGGAAAUCAUUCAACAACCAACGAACGGGAGAACGGGCUCAACCUUGUAUCAUAAACUCGUUUGGGGUAUUCUCAUCAUCAUGGCGA